AAGUAAUUAGAUAAGUAAGAAAACUGGAAAUAAAAAAAAAACAAAAAACAGACUUUUUCCUUAGAUUAUUCAAGUUCGUAUUUCUACCAACACAGUGUGAACAUGUAAACGCAUAUAUGUACACAAGUUUCCCUGCAGUGACAAUAAUUUAUAUUUCAAAAGUGAAUCUCAUUUUUCGCGUUAAACUAGAAAAAACGAACCAUGGACUCGUGCACCGGAUUGUACACAUAACAUACGUCAUAUUCACUGGAUGAAAAAUUGUUCUUCGAAAUAAGUGUGAAAGGAGAGCAAAAAGAAGAAAAAAAAAAAAAAAUUACAACUAAAUUAGGAGAGAAACAAAAUUAAAUUACACGCGGCACGGACUCGUCGUAUAGCCCGUUCAUAUAAGUAAUAUUACACACGUACUUAACUGCAGUGGUGUUCGAAAGCAGUGGAACAAGGAGUUUAUUCGCCGUCCGACGGGAGAAGUAAAUUGAGACCCAGAGGCUUCGAAAGGCCCGAAGAUUCUGCCUUCCCAGCAGCUGGGGGCUGCGGUCGCUCCAUGGCCGGGCGCCACCGGCCUCCUAGCCUCGGUGACAGCUGACGACAUGGCUCACAAAGGACACAGCGGGGUGAACCAGCUAGGAGGAGUCUUCGUCGGAGGUCGACCUCUACCGGACUCAACGAGGCAAAAGAUUGUCGAAUUGGCGCAUUCGGGUGCAAGGCCGUGUGACAUCUCGCGGAUACUUCAAGUGAGCAACGGAUGCGUCUCAAAGAUCCUUGGCAGGUACUAUGAGACGGGCUCGAUAAGACCGCGUGCAAUCGGCGGUAGUAAACCGCGAGUGGCGACCGCUGAAGUUGUCAGCAAGAUUUCCCUCUACAAACGGGAGUGUCCCUCGAUUUUCGCGUGGGAAAUCAGGGAUCGUUUGCUCCAGGAAGGUGUCUGUACCAACGACAAUAUACCCAGCGUAUCGUCGAUCAACAGAGUUCUGAGGAAUCUCGCUGCCCAGAAGGAACAGACUCAGCAACACCAGCAGCAGCAGCAGAGCGUCGGCGUCGGGGUCGGCGUGGGUGCCGGAAGUCCCGCCGAAAGCGUCUACGACAAGCUCAGGCUACUAAACGGCCAGGCAACCGGCUGGCCGAGACCUAAUCCUUGGUACCCUUCGGGUCCCGGGAGUCCGUUUCCGUCCUUGCAGCCGAGCUUGAGUCCAAGUCACUGCUCAGCGCUGCCACCCGACACGGCGGACAUUCUACACGCGAAAAAGGUGGCGGAAUUGGAGGGCGGUGCUCACUCGGACGAGACAAACAGCGGCGGAGACAACAGCAACGCGGGGAGCAUCUCGGGGGGUGGAGAGGACGACCAGGCCCGUCUCCGACUGAAGAGGAAGCUCCAGAGGAAUCGGACGAGCUUUAGCAACGAGCAGAUCGACGCCCUCGAGAAGGAAUUCGAGCGAACUCACUACCCGGACGUCUUCGCCAGAGAACGGCUCGCCGCGAAAAUCGGUCUUCCCGAAGCUCGCAUCCAGGUGUGGUUUUCCAAUCGACGGGCAAAGUGGAGGCGCGAGGAGAAGCUGCGCACUCAACGGAGGGACAACCCGCAGCAGUCCCACACCGGAGGCGUCGGUCUGGUCAGUGGUCACCCGACGCCCCCACCCCCGCCACCCCCUCACGGACCACCCUCGCCGCCAAGGAUUCAUCACGGAUUCGCACCGACCGCCGUAUAUCCGGGGAUUCCCAGCAUGCCGGAUUCCUACAGCCCCAUGACGUCGAUGCCGAGCUUCGCGAUGUCCUCGCAGAGUCAGCAGAGCCAGCACACGGGCCCCGGGAUGACCGGCGGCGGCGGGAUGGGCCCGAUGGGCAUGAGCGUCGGUAUGACGGUGGGCCCGAGUCCCGGGGCCUGUCUUCAGCAACGAGACAACGGGUACUCGUGCGGCGUCGCCCGUCCGCCCAGCUACGAGCCCCUUCACCUGGGCUACGGGGCGAGGCCGACCUGCAGCCCUACGCAGCCCUAUCACACCGCGGGCCUGAAUCAGUACAACCAGAAUACCAGCUCGACCGGUUUGAUCUCGCCCGGAGUUAGCGUGCCGAUCGCGGUACCGGGUCAGCCGGCACCGGAUAUGGCUGCCCAGUACUGGUCGCCGAGACUUCAGUGACCGUGGUGGGCUUCGACGUCAACUUCCGGCCCUUAGACGAGACGAGGCCCCGCCCUAAUGCCACCCUGCCAUUCCUACCUCCACAUCCCUAACCCACCUGCAGAUCAGAUCGUCGAGGGACGAGAAGAAGCUCUGCUGCGAUAAUCUCGAGUUCCG
Molecule: messenger RNA, 2288 nt
Organism: Diprion similis
Lineage: Eukaryota; Metazoa; Arthropoda; Insecta; Hymenoptera; Diprionidae
Product: paired box protein Pax-6-like
Exons: 10
Coding region: 588-2132 (514 amino acids)
Biological process (GO): anatomical structure development; regulation of transcription by RNA polymerase II
Molecular function (GO): RNA polymerase II cis-regulatory region sequence-specific DNA binding; DNA-binding transcription factor activity, RNA polymerase II-specific
Source: RefSeq, a predicted model, not a curated record